Adineta ricciae is the source of this 402-nucleotide messenger RNA. NCBI's taxonomy places the organism in Eukaryota, Metazoa, Rotifera, Eurotatoria, Adinetida, Adinetidae. The record is from the annotation of a GenBank genome assembly.
AUGGCCGCUUCUAACGCAUCGUCAUUUCUUUUCGCACUUCUCGUUGCUCUUCUAUUGUUCGCAUCCAUGCAAAUAUUUCGCAGUCACCUUGCCGCAAGUCAACCAAUGACAAUCGCAGGUGGAUUUAUGGGUUCAUUAGUAUUUGUAUCUCUCCUUACGGCUGUGAGCAAUUUCGAAAUGAAUACAUUUGGACCAAAUUUUCAAGCCCGAGUAUUUCCUGAAGUUGUUACAUGUUUAUUUAUGUCAAUGGUCUGUUGUGCGUUUGUCCACCGAGUUUGUGUUACAACAUGCGUCAUCUUCUCUAUGAUUGCUUUAUAUUAUAUCAAUCGUAUUUCGGCAAGUACCUAUGCAAGUUCCGUUGGCCCACCAACGGGUUAUGCCACACAAAAGAAACAAAAGUAG